CUGAGUUCAGAGAUUACUUCACUCAUAAUCAGAAGAGAGCGCAGAGCAGACUGUUUGUUUGUCUCCUUAUUCUACAUCAUUCCUCCUCUGACCAUGGAGAAAAGAACGAACAGGAGAGGAUAUCCAGAACAAUUUGUGCAAAAACAGCACUUGAAGCUGAAUGAUUUAAAAGAGAAAGCUUGUAACAAAUACCUCAGCAAAGAAGACAUCCCAGAAUACCCCAGACCAGAGUUCCAUGUGUCUCAUCUGAAACACGACACAGACAGAGAUGGACUGAAUGGCAUCUGGACGGAUAAUGGCUUCAAGAGCCCCUACGAAGGUCCUCUGGUGUGGUGGAGUCUGGCUGUGACACCUGAUGACAUGGAGUCAGCUGAGAGGAGGCUCCUGGAGGAAACCUACCCCGACCGCACAGAGGAGCAGACCCAGAUGCAGCAGAGCUUCCUGGAGAAGUUUGCCACCUCUCCUGCCUUCAAGAAGACCUCCAGGCUGGGCUCGUUCCGCUUCACCUUCCCCCUGGAGGAGGUGCUGAGUGCCUACAGCCAGCAGUUUUGCUCCGGUGCUCAGCCUGUCAUGCGGGUGUUUGAGACCAUCCUGUACCCAAAGGAAGUGGUGUACACUGUGCUGGUCCACAGCCCAGCCAAUCAGGAGUUCUCAGACUAUCCUUUGCUGACUGACGACCCAGACGCUGUCUGUGCUUAUAGAGAUGGCCGCUUCAUCUGGAGGCCUGAGGCCAUGAGUGAGACACACAGCUAUGAGCUGAUCCGGAGACCUGCUGAAAAGCAGAUGGAAGCACAGAAGGUGGCUUACCAUCAGUUUUAUGUUUGGGAUAAUGUCGCCAUCGCCCUGCACGUGGAGGAACAGGUGCUGAAAUUUGAUACUGGCCGACUGAGAGAGAACCUCAAGUUCUGCAGUGCAGGAAAGGUUGUAUUUACACCUCGUUACAACUUUCUGAGCUUCCCACGCGCUAAAGAGAUUGUGGAGGAGAUGUGGCCUGGCUGUCCCCCACUGGAGGAAGAUAAAGAACCAAAUUCAGAGAAUGAAUGAAUGAAUUUUAUUUUGGUUACACAUGUCUUGGGAAACAAAGAUUAUUCCACACAAAUUUUCUCAGUCAGUAACCAAAAAGGAACAGGCUGAAGCCCCAGCCUUAUUUUUGCCUCUCCAGUAACAACCAGAGGAAACCCCAGAAUAUCAACAACACCAAAGAAAGGAAAUAAAUUAAUUAUAAAUACAUUAUACUCUGAAUUAUAAACCUAAAUUAUUUUACAUUUUAAUCAUUUUAAGACUUUUUUUUAAGCACUGAGUCUAGUCCACAACUUGACUCCCAAAACUGAAACACAUCUGUAUUUUACUUUACAUGUUUCAUAAAGAAACAACCCUCUUAAAUUAUAAUCUCCUUCUCUUAAUAAAAAAAAAUAUUGCAGACAAACAGGAAGUUUCUCUUGGCAACAUGAAAAAGUAUUUCCAAUAUUUUUAAAUACACAAAUGUCUGGAGACUGGAGGAGCUCUUUUCUGACAUUUAACUAUGGGGUCUACAUGAAUAUUUGUUUUAUAUGCAUUUUCUCAAAUUUCAGCAUAGGUCAAUAUAUACAAACAUUUCUUAUUCAACAACUCCCAACAACAGCAAUGGAUUUAGAUAAUUUCCGUUUAAUAUGUUCUAUGUGUGGCUUCCAACAUGGUUUAUGAUCUAAAAUCACUCUAUAUCAUAUAUAUGUACUCUAUAAUCACUAUAAUCACACAAAAUUUUGAUUGAUGUACUCUUUCAAUUCAAUCAUUUAAAUUCAAUUUUAUUUCACAAUUAGUCCUGAUAUCCCCGAACACCAUGAAUUUAGUUUUAUAUUUUCAACUUGAUUAAUUCCCGUUCUACUGCUUUUAAUAACUCUUUCAUGUCCUCACCUGGACAAAAUAAAUUUGUUUCAUCAGCAAAUGUUACAGAUUUCAACAUAUUAGAUACCGUACAAAUAUCAUUUAAAUAAAGUAUAGAUAACUUAGGUCCUAGCACUGAACCUUGUGGAACACCACAGGUUACUCAUCCAAGAUAGUUUUAAUUUCACAUACUGAAACCUAUUAUUAAAUAACUAUUUAACCAAAGUUGGGAAUGAUUGAUUGUGUCAAAUGCUUAAUGUAAAUCAAUAAAUACACUAUAACUCAUAUUUCUCAACAAAAUCCUGAAAUCUGUUUUUAGUAUUUCAUGAAAGUGAAGUAGCAACAAUGACACAGGUCUAUAAUUUGAUGCAAUAUGCUUGUCACUAUUUUUAUAGAUUGGAACCACUUCAGCCUUUUUCAUUUUAUCAGGAAAAAUACUUGUGGGAAAAGAUUUUUUUACAUCUUGUGUUUACAUAUUUAAGUAAAUGGUUUGAUGACACAUUCAAUUGCUUCUUUUAUAAGUGACAUGUCAAUAGUGUUGUUAUCCGUAGACUUUUUUUCUUAAACUUUCUGACCACUUGUAGCACAUCACUUCCACUAACUCCACCAAGGAACAUUUAAUUACUGUUAUCAAAGGCGAGAUCAACAAAAUUAUCUUUUUUUAUACCAUCAGAAACACGUUUCACAUUUCUGCCAUGUAAACAUAUAUACCAUGUACCAGAAGCCAAGUUUACACCAUCAAAAACAAGUUUAUACCAUCAGAAACCAAAUUAAUGUUUUUAGCUGGACUUGUAGAAACUGUUGGAGCUUUUUAUUUUGAACUAAACACUGGAUUUAAUUAAAUCUUUAUAUGUUUUAAUUUGUGAAGUAAUGAAUAGGGUUGAGAGGAAUUCUUGGCUGCGUACAUCAGGUCACACAGGUGUCACAGGAGAAGAUGAGGCUGAUGUAGAGCAGAGUCUUUAUGGUCAUAACGUGUUGGCCUAAUCUUUACAACUUGUCCAGGAGAACACUUGUUUUGAAUAUAAUCAGCCUAUUAGUUUUUAUCACCAUCAUUGUCAGUAGAAUUUGUUAAAUUUUAACAGUGUUUCAGUGCCAGGUAAAAUAUAUGAUUUUCUGUGCCCUCAGUUUGGAUUUGUGUUGGUAUGUUUGCUCAGUGCUCUGUACUUUGUCCUGUGGUGGUGUUUCACAAUGCUGCUUUUAAUAAACUCUGUGGUGUCAGGUCA
Messenger RNA from Epinephelus fuscoguttatus (brown-marbled grouper), 3086 nucleotides. RefSeq lists its product as uncharacterized. The coding region runs from base 94 to 1044 and encodes 316 amino acids. The transcript is spliced from 4 exons. The record is from RefSeq and is a predicted model, not a curated record. NCBI's taxonomy places the organism in Eukaryota, Metazoa, Chordata, Actinopteri, Perciformes, Serranidae.